This is a messenger RNA of Penicillium griseofulvum, 7833 nucleotides long. RefSeq lists its product as uncharacterized. The transcript is spliced from 2 exons. The coding region runs from base 1 to 7833 and encodes 2610 amino acids. The record is from RefSeq and is a predicted model, not a curated record. Lineage: Eukaryota; Fungi; Ascomycota; Eurotiomycetes; Eurotiales; Aspergillaceae.
AUGCCGUCCCCAGACAAGGACACCCCCCGUGACCGGGAAUUGGUCCGGCAUUCAAUGACAUACUCCGAGUCUAAAGUUCCAAUGUGGGACAGUUCGGAUCCUGAGCGUGCACCUCCGCCGCUCCCAAUGAAUCCUCGUUCGAUGAGCCCAAUGAGCCCUGCGACGAGGUCCAAUGUUUCUCCCGGCAUUCAGGCAGUGGCCGCAAAAUUUACAGAGAGACCCAGCGAGCAUGCGCCGAGCUCUUACACAACAAAUCCCAUGCCACUCAAGUCAUCCUCCCCAGAGAGGUCGUUGGUCAAAGGCCAGCACCAUAAGGGCAUGCAGUCACUACAGCCUGAAGAUACCCGACAAGAUGCGCGCAGCGACUUUAUGAAUUACCUUGAGAAUAGAUCCCCAGAGCGCCCUCUUCGUGCGACGAUCAUUGAGGCGGCCAAGCCACGCGAUCCUACUAAGUCUAUCAGUUCGCCAGCGCUCCGUCAAGAUGCGGACCGGGACAUGAGCUACUCUCUAUCGAGUCGGUACUUAUCAAAGCCAAUAUUGGGAGAAAGUACUCCGCCAUCAGCUACAAUGUUAGCCCUGCAAAACAUGCAGAUACCUUUAGAAACCGACCCUCCAUCACCUUCCAAGCCACCAAAACUGAUCGCUGCACCGUUCGAGUCGCAACCCAGUCCCACCAAGCAUACGAGCAUGGAGACCCUCUCGAACCAAAUCCACAGUCUCACGGACAUUGCAAGCGGAUUGCAGCGUGAGAUGAUGAAUUUGAGCCGACGCAGCAAAGACAAUGCUACCGACCUAGUCAGCUUGAAGGCAGCAACCAACGCACGCGAUGAAGACAUUCGCAAGAGCCUGAAGGACCUGUCUUCUCAUCUUACGACCAAGUAUCUGGAUGCUGACGCUACAAGGUUUGAUUUCAGUAAUCUUUUCAAGGGUGGUGAUGGGCCUAACCCCAAGGAUCCGGAUAGUCCCGUUUCGAAGAGAAGCUACUCCGUGCCUCGCAUGCCGAGCCCUAACCCAUUCGCGUUUGAUCGCGACUCUUGCGUCUCACCGGCACCGAUUUCCGACGGCUCCGCCGCUCUCGCUUUGCUCGAAAAGGUAUUGCGCGAGAUGGCAACUAAGGAAGGUGAGGAAAGGCUCUUGGAGCUCGUUGAAGAAAUCAGAUCUCGACCCGCAGCUACCGCUUCGGACAAAGAUGCCGAUGACAAAGUCACUGUCAUGCUCGAAGAGAUCCUCAACCUCGUCAAAGAGGAUCCCGCGAGCAAAGCCCUCGUCCGAUCUUACGGCAUGGCCAAUCUAGGUAAUAUCCAGCCCGAGGAUGCCUCCCCCGAGCCGACACGAUCUGGGCCGAUGGGAUCUCUGGAUCCUGAAAUUGUACGUGCACUUGACCUUUCCAAAUCUGAUAAGGGAGAUGGUUCUUCACCGAAUUCCGAUGAAGUUUUGGCAAUUCUUAGAAGCGUCAAGAAUAGCGUUGUCGAGGCAGGUGGAAUGACCAACGGCGUGAAGUCCUUGGUACGUGAACUGCGAGGUGAAGUUCUAGGCAUGGGUCGAGAACUCGGUCGGCGACUAGACGAGAUCGAGUCCUCCCAUGCCAAUGAUGAGCCCGAGGAGCAGCCUAGAGCUGCCGGCCCAGAAGAAAUUUCGGCCAUCGUCAACCGCAGUUUGGAUGACCUCAAAGAGCAGCUGGCUGCUACUAUCAAUGAGAGUCGGCAGCAAUCGUCUGACUUGUCCGAGUUCCGAUCAACCAUGAACAGUGCCGCGAUCUACUCUGUUGUGAAAAAAGCCCUCGAUGAGCUUGAACUUCCUCAACCUCAAGCUGAGUCGCGAGGUGCUGAAAUGGACAGAGAGGAUAUUCUGGAGACUGUUCGUGAAGCUUGGGAGACCUACAAGCCGGAAAUCGAGUUCAACAACUUCGGCUUAGAACGAGACGAAAUCCUCACAUGUCUUGAAGAAGGGCUCAAGUCUUACCAGCCCCAGCAUGAACAGGCCGUCACCUAUGACCAGGUUCUCGCCGCCGUUGAGGACGGUAUGCAGAAGUUCAUCCCGCCACAAAUCGAGCACCCGCCGAGUAUAUCUCGGGACGAGAUAAUCUUGACCAUCCGUGAAUGCUUGGAGAAGCAGCCCGAGCCUACUUCCAGGUCCCUUGACGAGGAACACGUCGGUCAUCUUCACUCGAUGCGUGACGAGAUUCUCGAUGCUGUUUCAAAAGCCAUGGCGAGUCAUAACGAAGGUUCAAGGGCUCUGGACGAGGAACAUGUCAAUCACCUCUACUCGGUCCGCGAUGAAAUUCUCGAUGCGGUCACUGCCAACAAUAUACGGCCCAAGUCUUUGGAUGAGGAUCACGUCAAUCACCUCCACUCCAUUCGUGAUGAGAUCAUUGAAGCCGUCACUGGAGUAGUGACAAGCCAUGCUGCAGGUUCCAAAUCCGUGGAUGAAGAGCAAGCCAAUCAUCUAACUUCUCUGCGCGACGAAAUCCUUCAAGCGGCUGCUGGAGCAAUGGCUAUGCAUAACGCAGGAUCAAAGGAGUUGGACGAAGAUCAUGUCAAUCACCUCUACUCUAUUCGCGAUGAGAUCAUUGAAGCUGUAACUGGAACAAUGGCAAACCACAACGCCUCCAGGUCCUUGGAUGACGACAACGUCGGUCAAUUAAAUUCUAUUCGAGACGAGAUCCUUGGCGCAUUGGCCGGUUCCAUGACACAGAGCACGCUGAGCAAGGAUUCAUUCGACUCUGGCCUUGGCCGUGAUGAGAUUGUCAGUGCUGUCUCCGAUGGGCUCGAGGCCCAUUUCACUGCAGCUAAAGAGAUGGACGAGCCACGAAUUUCUCGCAAUGACGUUAUGAAUGCUGUAAAUGAAGCCUUUAAUGCUCAACAAUCAGCUCUCACUCUCGCUCAUACGAACAUCUCCCGUGAUGAAAUCUUGAAUGCCAUUGCCGAGGGCAUUGAAAAUUCAAUGAAUGCCCAGCAAUCAGCGCUCAGUACCAAUGUUCAGCAGCCCGUCUCUCGUGAAGAGAUCUUCAGCGCCAUCGUGGAUGCCAUCGAGCACUCGCGGCCUUCUGGCAAUAAUGGAGAGCCUAGUAUUUCUCGAGAUGAAAUCCUCAGUACCAUUUUGGAGGGCAUGGAGCACUCAUCAAACCGCCAAGAAUCGCAUAUCUCUAGAGAGGAGAUCUUGAGCGCCAUUGCGGACGGGAUUGAGAACUCGCAUAACUCUUCUUCGCGUGCUCUCACAUCGACUGAGCAUGAGGGCGAGGAUCAUCACUCCACUCCCUCUCGCGAGGAAAUUUUUGCCGCAAUCGUGGAAGGUAUUGAGCACUCUCAUGCUUCGCUCGGCAUAAAUGGCCAUCCUAGUGUUUCUAAGGAGGAUAUCAUGAAUGCUAUCGCUGAGGGCAUUGAGGCAUCGACAAGCAGUCAACAGUCAGCGCUCAGCACCAAUGUCCAAGAGCCGUCCAUCUCACGGGAGGAGAUUUUGAGUGCCAUUGCAGAAGGUAUACAAAAUGGCAACUCGAUCACCCGGGAGAUUGAGUUGAACCAGGACGACCUCAUGGAAGCAAUAACCUCCAGCCUCAACGUGGCGAUCAGCAAUGCAAACACCAAUGUUGGUGGGGAGAUGACGGACCGCCUUCAGUCUUUAUUCGAAGGCAUGAAGGAGGAAUUUAAGCAAUACUCGGCCGCCGGUGGAAGAGACACCGAGCAAGUCCUUGACGCAAUCAAGGAUGGCCUCGAUAUCGUCCGCAGGGAGAUUGAAACUUACGUGGUUACCGCUGCCGAUCUUUCCGGCAAGGACGAAGUAAUCCACACAGUCAAAGAAGGGUUCCGAUUGCUCCAAGCCGACAUGGAGAAGACUAUUACGGACACAUCUCUUUUGACCGCCCCGCGAGGUAAUCCGGAUACACCUGAGCUUCUGGAUGCCAUGGAAAAAGAGUUCGAGCACCUGCGAGGAACAAUCACCACUCUUCUUCUACGGAACAAUGCCACCGAAGAUAAAGAUGAGAUCUUGGAUGCUAUUCGAGAUGCUGCUGAUCGCCACAAGAAUGAGUCUAACGAUGAUGUUGUCAAUAUCAUCAAGCAGGAACUCGAAAGUCUCCGAGAGCGCAUGGAGAUGAGUGUUGUUCGUGCGGAGCCUGGUACAGAUAAAGACGAGAUCAUAUCGGCACUCCGUGAAAAUUUCGACAGCCUACGUGAAGAGACAUCGCUCAAAGAUGGCAAGGAAAACGAUAUGGUCAACAUCAUCAAGCAGGAAUUUGAGAGUCUUCGUGAGCGCAUGGAAAUGAGUGUGGUUCAUACGGAGCCCGGUGCCGACAGGGAUGAAAUCAUUUCGGCACUCCGUGAGCAUUUCGACAUCCUGCGUGAAGAGACCUCGCGUAGAGAUGGCAACGAAAGCACCUUGUCCGCGACAAGCGAGCUCCUUGAUGCAUUCACAGAUGGUGUCGACUCGAUCCGUGACGACCUGAAGAAACUGCUGGAGAAGCCAACUGAGUUCGACAGUUCCGAGAUUAUCCAUACCAUCAAAGAUGGUCUUGCGGACCUGAAGCUUGAAAUGGAUUCUCUGCGCGAAUCUAACAAAGAACUGGAUGAUGCCAGCACCACCCGUGGUGGGGAACUCAUGCUGGCAAAUGAGCCUAGCAUUGGGCCUGACAUUGAUGGUCUGAAAGUGCUCAUCACUCAGCUUCAAGAUAAGGUUGAGGCCAUUGAAACUACCCCUCGUGCCGCAGAGCCUGCCGAAGAUGCCCUCAAGCGUUCACACCUUGAUGAAGUCCUUGUUGCGCUUCACGAACUUCAGCUCGCCAUGGGUGAGAUGAGUACUCAACAAAGUACAGAGAAAGACGACAGUGCCCGAGAGCAAGACACUGAGGUUCUCGAGCAGUUGCUCUUGAGUACCAAGACUCAAAUUGAUGAGCUUGUCUUCCCUUCGCCCGAUCAGGUCGCCACCCCUGAGCAUAUUGAAGCACUGGAGACCAUGAUCCGAGAGGCCAAGGAUUCGAUUGCCGAGUUUUCUAGUCGCGUCGAAGCUGAGGCUCCCACAAAGUCUGAAAUCGGCACUUUGGAGGGUCUGAUCAAAGAGGUUUGGGUUGUCCUAGAUGAGAUGAAGAGCAAAAGCAAGGACGACGAAGAAGAAGGAGAAAAUUCAGACAAACUACUCAAGUCUGAUCUUCAAACAGUGGAGGCCAUGAUAUUUGAGGUCAAGACUCAAGUCGACGAGCUUAAGCUUCCAGAUGUGGAUACUCUCCCCACCAAGGCGGAGAUCCAAGAGCUAUCGACACUUGUGUGCGAUUUCCGAGAGACGAUGGAGGCCAGUAACGAAUUGACAGCCCAAGGCUUCGAUGCCCGCAAGGUUGAGCACGGUGGUCUUGCUGAAAAAAUCGACGAAGCCAAGUUUGUCGUUGGCGAGCUUGGGGACGAGCUCAAGAGCAAGCUUGACGGCAGCACGGAAGGUCUGGCCGAGCUUAAACAGCUCCUCGAAGGACUGGCAAUCACUGCCGAGAGCUUCACCACCAUCGACAGCAUCAAGGAGCUCACUGACCUUAUCAACCGAGAGUUCGAACGUUCUCGGGGCGAGGAAGAUGCAGUCAAGGUCGAAAACGAGGAGCGGGAUGCUGCUACAAUGGUCAAACACGACGAGACGCGGGCCGCCAUCAUCGUGGAACUUGGAACAAAGAUUGACGAGAAGAUUUCCGAGGUCCUGGCCAAGUAUGAUGAUGCGCACACCUCCCUCCACUCGAAAUUCUCGGAAUCCGAAGAGAGAGACCUGGCGCAAACUGAAACCCUGACAAGCACCAAAAGCCUUGCUGAGGAGAUCAAGCUUGUUAUCGGCGCCAUGGGUGAUACUGUUAAUGAGACCUGUGAGCGGCUAAGUGUUGAGACGAAGACUCUCAUGGAACAAGUUGAUCAGUCCCGCCAGAAAAUGGAGGAAAUGCACAGCGAUGUGAAAUCGCACCAGGAGCAGUCUCACGCGGAAAACGAAAGGGCGACGGCUGCAACUGAUCGAGUGGAGAGCAAGCUCCUCGAGUUCCACCCCCGUAUUCUGGAAUCUGUGCAGGAGAUAUUGACAAUUGUCAGCGAGCACUACGAUCACUCCCAGAAGUCAGCAGAGGACUUGAAGUCUGAAUUAUCAUCACUGCCUUCGAAUAUCCCAGCAAUGCUACCUGCGCUGCCUCCACCAGAACCAGAGCGCACACUCGCCAUAGAGGAUACUCCGCUACACAGCAAAAUCGACGAUCUUUUGGAACACGCCAGGAACAACCAGGUCCACGAGGUUUUGAACACUCUCCUAGAUCACUCGAAGAAUGACCAACUCCACGAAAAGCUUGAUCGCGCUCUAGAUCAAGGGUCUGGUUCGAAUGAUCAAAUAUAUGAGAAGCUCAACGAGUUGCUAGAUCACGCCACUAAUGGGAGUGGUCCUGUUCAUGAGAAAUUGGACGCAUUGCUCAGCCGUCCUCCAAACCCGCCGGAAUCCAAUCAUGCUGAUACUCAGAUGGCGAAGCUGGAUGAGAUGCACAGGGAUAUCAUGGAAAACUCCCGCAGAAUGAAUGAGAUGUUCGCUGCUCAGUCGGCGCUGGUCGCUGAAGAUACCGAGCGAAAGCGCCGUGAAGCCGAGGAGGCUGCGGUCGCCCUCGAACGAAGAGUCUCGCAGCGUGAGCAAGUGGAAGCGGAGCUUGUUGGCCUGCAUGAAGAAAAGGAUUCCAUGUUGAACAUGCUCCAUCGUUUAAGAGCAGAAAAGGAAGACCUGAUCAAACAAAACAACAAGCUCAGCAAGGACCUGUCUGGUCUUGAGACGGCCCUAGAAAUACGCCACGAAGAGAUGCGGCACAUGGAGGAACGUGCGGAUGGCCUCGAGAAACGCAUUCUGGAGGGCGUCCUUGACCAUGCUCGUGCCGUUCUCCUUGGGCGAUCUAGUAGCUCGCAGGCCAUGAACCUGAAGAGGAACCGCAGCACUCGGAGUACCCGUUCCUCGCGCACAGGCGCCCGCAGUCCUAGCGUUGCGAGUACUGCCAGCACUGCCAAAGAGCCCAGGGACAGCCGCAGUCUGGUCGGCAAUGGGGUCGGGAUGGCUUUGAAAAGACUGCCGAUGUCGCUUCAAGCUGGCACAGCCGCUGUGCAGCCCAACAUUGGAAAGGAACGUCGGAUUCUUAGCCUAAGCCACGUCACAGGCAACCGUGGUGUGGACCGACAGGUGAGUGUUAAAUCUGGCAUCACGAACUUGAAGCGCAGCCACUCUGUCAAAUCGAACUCUCUUCGCAAGACUUCUUGGGCUGGUCCAAUUUCCGUUGCCGACAAAGAGAACGAGCCAUUCCACGAAGAGGACGAACUUGCUAGCGAAGCAGAAGAUGUUGGUCCACGGCGGAAGACUAGUUAUGCGGAAAGCAACGCACCUACCGACCGUAAGACAAGCUACGCAGAAUCCAAUCUUGGCACCGAAACCGAACGCAGCUAUGCCCCGAGCAACGCUGACACUGACCGGCGAACAAGCUAUGCCACAAGCAAUGCAGGCACAGAGCGCAAGGCGAGCUACGCUGGCAGUAUUGUCGAUAGUGUAGUGACAGAUGUCACGGAUCAGCGUCGUGUUAGCGGGGUGAGCUCUACAAACUCAUACAGUGUGGCGGAAAGCUCAAUCGCUGAGCAGGACCAGGUCCACCACGAUGAUAUUUCUAUCGAUGGGUCCGAGUCAGAAGACGAUGCGCAGACAGCACGGGAGGAUGCAGAGCAUUCUAGCCAUGAGCAACAGAAUGAGGAUCACGAAAUGUCCCGUCAGAUUAGGGAGGCCAAUGCAGCUGCAGAAGCUGAAGUUCUCAAGCUGUUGGCUCCGUCUAGCGACAGCGGACUUGGCACUGAUAUUGCAGUUUGA